Capsella rubella is the source of this 1745-nucleotide messenger RNA. Its product is annotated as DEAD-box ATP-dependent RNA helicase 36. Gene Ontology annotation, molecular function: ATP binding; RNA helicase activity; nucleic acid binding. The transcript has 6 exons. NCBI's taxonomy places the organism in Eukaryota, Viridiplantae, Streptophyta, Magnoliopsida, Brassicales, Brassicaceae. The record is from RefSeq and is a predicted model, not a curated record. Bases 97 to 1572 code for a protein of 491 amino acids.
AGGACAAUCUAAGAACGGCGGCUAACGUAUUUUUCCGGCGAUAACUUGGAAUCAAGUUCUUCACUUUCUUUUGUGUCUUGUCCUGAUUCAAAGAGAAUGGAGGAACCUAUGUCGGGGGAGGAAGGGGGAAUCACCAUCAUGGCUAAAUCCCGAAAAGCCCCCAAAACCGUAGUUCAAAUUCAGUCUCAGAAACUUGAUUCCGACAAGGAUGCUCCUCAGUUUGAGAAAUUUACAAAUCCUAACCCUAGUUCCGACACCACAUCCGUCGCUAAUUUCGAAGGACUUGGAUUAGCUGAGUGGGCUGUGGAAACGUGCAAGGAGCUUGGCAUGCGUAAACCCACUCCAGUUCAGACUCACUGCGUGCCGAAGAUAUUGGCCGGACGGGACGUCUUAGGGCUUGCUCAGACUGGUAGUGGUAAAACGGCGGCGUUUGCUCUGCCGAUACUUCACCGUUUCGCUGAAGAUCCUUAUGGAGUCUACGCUCUUGUGGUGACUCCGACUAGAGAGCUGGCUUUUCAGCUCGCUGAGCAGUUUAAGGCUUUAGGUUCGUGUCUGAAUUUGCGUUGCUCUGUGAUUGUGGGAGGAAUGGAUAUGUUGACCCAAACGAGGAGCUUGGUUUCACGACCUCAUAUCGUCAUUACUACUCCCGGGAGAAUUAAGGUUUUGCUUGAAAACAAUCCUGAUAUUCCUCCAGUCUUCUCUAGAACCAAGUUCUUAGUGCUGGAUGAGGCGGAUAGAGUUCUUGAUGUUGGUUUCCAAGACGAGUUGCGGACAAUCUUUCAGUGUCUGCCUAAAACUAGACAAACAUUGUUGUUCUCUGCUACGAUGACUAGUAACUUACAGACGUUGCUCGAACAUUCUUCAAACAAAGCUUAUUUCUAUGAAGCCUAUGAAGGGUUAAAGACUGUUGACACUCUUACGCAGCAGUACAUUUACGAAGACAAAGAUGCAAAAGAACUAUAUCUUGUGCACAUCCUAUCUCAAAUGGAAGACAAAGGCAUUCGAUCAGCUAUGAUUUUUGUCUCCACAUGCAGAACAUGUCAAAGGUUAAGUCUUAUGCUUGAAGAGCUUGAAGUGGAAAAUGCAGCUAUGCAUUCUCUGAAUUCUCAGUCAAUGCGACUAUCUGCAUUAAGUAAAUUCAAGUCUGGGAAAGUACCUAUAUUGCUUGCAACUGAUGUUGCUAGCCGUGGAUUGGACAUUCCUACUGUUGACCUUGUCAUCAAUUAUGACAUUCCGAGAUAUCCAAGGGAUUAUGUUCAUCGUGUUGGACGUACAGCUAGAGCUGGUAGAGGAGGUCUGGCUGUAAGCAUUGUCACUGAGACCGAUGUGGACCUUAUCCUUGAAAUAGAAGCGGAAGUUGGAAAGAAGAUGGAACAGUACAGCCAUAAAAAAAUCACUGACAGUUUAGAAGUCACCAAGGUGUCAAAAGCCAAAAGGGUGGCAAUGAUGAAGAUGCUAGAUGAUGGAUUCGAAGACAAGGUUAAAGACCGGAGGAAACUGAAACGUAAAACACUUACGGAUAAAGGCUUGUUUAAGAAGCGGAGCAAAAGGCCAAAAUCAACAGAAAAUUGAUGAAUAAAAUGAUCUUCAAAUUUUGUUCUCUUAGCUGCAUUUUGAACAGAAAAUCUCUGACAAUCCGUGUUUAACAAUAUGUUUACUUCACAUUUACCAAAUUUAUUUGUCUUGAAUCUUGGUUGUUCACAUUUUGUAAGAAACGUUCUGACAUCUAUCAUAUUUCUUUCCCC